UUUAUAAAACUCAGCAGCUAGCCACAUCUAUCAGCCGCAAUAUUGCUUAGUCGUUGCUGUCGCCCCUUCGAAACUGGCAGUCGUCACUGGAAAGUGGUCGACUGCUGGGGGCUGCUCCUGACUGUGGUCCAGCUCCAACCUUCGCUACUGUCAGACCUCCUGUUGGCGUUCGGAUAGCCUCCGGUGAUGGUUCUGCAAUUUCCACCAUGGAGACAUGACUCCGAACUGGCCAUGAUUCGCGACUGGUUCUUCCCGGACCAUGCGAAACACGACGUGUUCUCAGCCCCUAUACAAGAUAUGAGACAGCGAGCCAUCGACAAGGUCAACCUUUGGCUCUUCAAGGCGGGUCAGCUACCUGCCGCAAUUGUAGCCACCGCCGGUCUGACUGAGGCUCUCUUGCAUGAUGACCAGGAAAGACCGGCAAGGGGCAUCUCAGACUCGGCCAUGCAAAGUAUCUACGCCAUGGCGUUUGCAAGGUUUGUCAACGGCUUUGUUGAUCGCGAUGUCGCCCGUUCGCACGCAGCCGAGAUGGCCCUCAAAGAGGAUGGAUCCGAGGUCGAAGAGGAGGUGCUGCCAUCAAAGGGCGAAAAUUCGAUGUAUGCUCAUGCAGUUACUAUCGGCUUGCCACAAAAAUUCGUCGAUCUACGACACCAGGUCGCGCACGGGAAUAUGCCAAACGUGUAUUAUAUGAGGCAGAUGACUCUGCAAGCGUUGGCAUGGCUGUGGGAAAGAUGGUGGGUUAAGAGCGUCACUGGCGAUCCGAGCAAGGCAUUGAGAGAGGUUGAAGAGCGGAGACGCAUUUCGAGAGAAGCAGCUGAACGUGAGGUGACGACUCACUCGAACCUUUAUGGCUAUGGUCCUAAAUCUAUGGACGGCCUAUGCAGAGAGGCGCUGCAAGAGGAAACAUCAGAGGCUGUCUCAAGGAGUGACCAGGAGGGUCGUCCUCAAAGACCUGGAACCGCGCAAAAGCGAAAAGCUAGAGUACUUGAGGAAGCCUUCUAGAUCGGAUACCCAAAUGCACUAAUUCUUCGUUCCUGCUAAAACCUCGCAUCGUGCAUGCAGCGAGUCAUUGAUGCUCCAUUGUUAUGUGAUACAGCAAUUGCAGAAGUACAACACUCUCGGCCAUGGAUUCCGCGGCAGGCUUGGAGUGACGCCGCCAAGGCUGAUGCCACCCCUACGAAUCUUUUUCUUGGAGAUGCAA
Exophiala viscosa is the source of this 1201-nucleotide messenger RNA. RefSeq names its product Las1-like-domain-containing protein. Bases 187 to 1002 code for a protein of 271 amino acids. The transcript has a single exon. Gene Ontology annotation, cellular component: Las1 complex; preribosome, large subunit precursor. Gene Ontology annotation, molecular function: endonuclease activity. NCBI's taxonomy places the organism in Eukaryota, Fungi, Ascomycota, Eurotiomycetes, Chaetothyriales, Herpotrichiellaceae. The record is from RefSeq and is a predicted model, not a curated record. Gene Ontology annotation, biological process: maturation of 5.8S rRNA; maturation of LSU-rRNA.